Messenger RNA from Oryza brachyantha (malo sina), 2671 nucleotides. RefSeq names its product putative disease resistance RPP13-like protein 1. Lineage: Eukaryota; Viridiplantae; Streptophyta; Magnoliopsida; Poales; Poaceae. The record is from RefSeq and is a predicted model, not a curated record. Gene Ontology annotation, molecular function: ADP binding. The transcript has 2 exons. Gene Ontology annotation, biological process: defense response to other organism. The coding region runs from base 98 to 2305 and encodes 735 amino acids.
GAACUCUUAACAGCCGCAUCUAAGGUGAGGUGUUGUUCAAGGGCGAGAGCGGCUUCAUGGCUUAGCUGAUGUAUCAGAUUGAUACAGGCAGGCCGCCAUGGAUUUGUUCGUGUCCGCGACGUCUCACGUCUCCAACGCCAACCAAUGGUUCGAGUUCCUCGGGGCGGCCUUCGCCGCCGCGUCGGAGUUGCUGUCCCGAUGGAGGUGCCGGCGGGAGCGGCGGCAGGACGAGGCACCGGCGGAGCGGGGGCAGCUCAAGUGGAAGCGGGAGGACGCCAAGAUGAAGCAGCUCCACUACUGCAUGCUCCAGCUGCCGGAUCUGAUCAGCCAUGCCGAGUGGUUCAGCUUCGUCAAGGGCGACAAGGAGGUGGCCAGGCUCCUCCCCGAGCUCAAGGUCCUUGUCUACGACGCCUACGACCUCCUCGACGAGUUCAAUCGCCAUCACCGCCAGCUCCAACCGGCGCCGGACGCGGGCGUGGAGCUGGAGCAGCCGCCGUGGGAGGAGGAUGGUUUCCUGCAGGGCAUCGCCGGCGGCAACAUGGUGAGUGAGAUCCUGGAUGAUCUCAACUGCCUCAGGAACACGCUUGGGGCCGUCCUCAACCGCCGCGUCCGCUCCGAGCCGCCGCAUCAGAUCGGCAAGCUGCUGAGGCCGGCCAUGAGCUGCUUCUACGACAAAUCUAAGGUCCGCAGCCUGGAGAGUGAAGUGAGUGAGGUGCUCGAGCUACUGGAGGUGAAGAUGUGCUCCGGACGAGAGCACAAGCGACGAAUCGAAGGAGAAGCUGCUUCAGCUCGCAAGAGGACCAGGAUGAACAGCGGUGUCCCUUCUGCAUCCACCAGAUCAUCUUGCAGCAACCAAGAAUAUGAAUGUGCAUCUGAGAAUGUAAAUGUGUUGGCCAUUUCUGGUAUUGGUGGUGUUGGAAAGACUACUUUGGCUCGGCAAGUUUACAAUGAUGAGAGGGCCGAGGAGUAUUUUGAUCUCAGGAUCUGGAUAUCCGUCUCGGAUGAUUUCAAUGUCAAGAGGCUAACUAAGGAGUUCAUAGAGUUUGCUCUUGCCGAUUUGAUGCAGUCUGAUAACCUGUGUAACCUUCAGCAGAGACUCACUGGAAGUGUUGUCAGGUUCAGGUUUUUGCUUGUUCUUGAUGAUGUGUGGGAUGAUGUGUAUGCCAAUCAAGACAACAGAUGGCAGGAAUUCCUCGAGCCAUUGAAGUCUGCGCAACAAGGAAGUGCGAUUCUGUUGACGACAAGAUCUGAGAGGGUCGCGGAUCUGGUGAACAAAAACAAGCAUUUCCGACUGGAAGGGCUGCCUCCUACCAUCUUUGAUGAAUUCUUUCAGGCAUGUGCAUUUGGCCCAGAUUGUUGCAGAGUUAAUCCAGAAUUGAACCUCAUUGGGAAAAGCAUAAUUCCACAGCUGAAGAGAUGCCCUCUAGCUGCUGAAACUAUUGGACGUUUGCUGAAGCCGAUGCUGGAUAGAGAGCAUUGGAACUCGAUUGCAGAAAGCGAAUUGUGGGAGCUGAAACAAGAACAAUAUGACAUUUUGCCAGUCCUUCGCUUGAGCUAUCUGUAUCUACCUUCCCACCUGAGAAACUGUUUUUUGUUUUGCUCCAUGUAUCCUAAAAAACAUCAAUUUGACAAAGAUACUCUGGUGAACUGUUGGAUAGCAGCUGGUUUAGUUGAGUCCUGCAAGGGUGGCAAGCUAGAAAGCCAUGGGUGUCAAUAUUUCGAGGAACUACUUCAUCGAUCCCUUCUUCACAAAGACGCAAGCGGCCCAGCGGAUUCCAGGUAUGUCAUGCAUGAGCUGAUUUAUGAUAUGGCACAACUGGUUUCUGAGGAGGAGUGCUUCAUUGUAAAAGGCGAAACUGAUCUGAAAAAAAUCCCGCAAAGUGUUCGCCAUCUCUCAAUAAUUGGCAGCAGCAGUCUGAAUGAAGCCAACCUAAGAAUGGUAUGCAAGUUCAAAAGGCUGCGCUCCAUUGUGUGCCAUGGCGUUGAGGCCUGCACGCUCACUGCUGCAGCGAAGUACUGGUUUGAAGAGCUUACUAAAAUACGAAUGCUGGGUUUCCUGUCUUGUAAGUUGAACUUUCUACCUGAGACCAUUGAGAAACUAAAGCUUCUGCGAUACCUCAAUAUCAGCGAAUGUACUUUCGAAGAGCUUCCUCCAUCUUUUUGGCAGCUGCAGAGUUUAAAGAUUGUAGAUGCUGAGAAAUGUCGUGUCAAACAAAUUCCUGAUGACUUCAAUCGGCUGGGUAAUUUGCAGAGAUUUAAGUUGAGGGGUAGAAUUAUCAAAGAACCUGGCACUUACGCAAUUUAAACUUCCAAGAUACGUCCGUGGGAUCGAAGAACUGUAUGCACGAGCUAUUGUUCUAUAUGAACAUUAUUUUCGGUAGGAGACCAAAGGUUUCAGCUUCUGAUAAUGUGACAAGCGAAGACGAUGGUCGAUAUCUUCUUGAUCUUGGAGCGACCUAGGUGAUGGCACAGCUAUCUAAUUAUCUCCGCAUAUCCAGUGCUAACACCGAAUUGAUGUAACUGGCAAGUUCGAUUGUUAAUUUACAGAAUUAUAAUGACAUUGAAGUAGUAAAGCACUAGGUCAGGGAAAUGUGUUUCAUGUUCCUCUGUUGAAGAGUAAACUUUAGUAGUGAUAAUUCCAUUAAUCUAUCGCUUUUGCCUUCGUGUAAUU